Quercus lobata is the source of this 899-nucleotide messenger RNA. RefSeq lists its product as uncharacterized. The record is from RefSeq and is a predicted model, not a curated record. The transcript is spliced from 2 exons. Lineage: Eukaryota; Viridiplantae; Streptophyta; Magnoliopsida; Fagales; Fagaceae. The coding region runs from base 430 to 825 and encodes 131 amino acids.
UUAGCACAAAUUAAAAGUAUGGUAAUGCUCUUUGAUAUAAAUAUGCAAAAUUAAACAAUUAUCAUUUCCUAUGCUGGUGUUUUUACUUCAUGUGUCGCUGCAAAAGAUGUAGUGGAUAGCAAUAAGGUUCUUGUUGAUGCUGACCCAGCUGGAGAAGCUGUUCCUAGAGGAUCCAGCCAUAGCCCUAUUAGCCCCCUAGGCGAAGGCUCUUCAGUGACCGGAGGAGAAUCAUUUGAUGUCGAUUCCAUUCAUGAGAGGACCGAUCUCCAAGGGUUCGUGAGACAGUUUGAUGAAGAUGGAGAUCAGAAUGACAACUUUCCUUCCCAUUUCUAUCAUCUUUCAGGAAGUGUGGUAAGGUUUCAGCGGUUUGACGUCCCUGUAGAAGGUCUAUCAUUACUUGAGGAUAUCGUGAAGAGGCAUCCCAACUUCAUGGCUGGAUGCAGGGUAGGUGCUGCCAUGAGAGGGCUGAUGUUUCAGCUGCUUGUUGCCGUCCUAUUAGAUAUGCAGCGCACUUGUCUUGAUAGCUCAAAUUUGAAACGGGUGCUCGAGUGGAAAAAUGCACUUAAGGAACUAUUGGCCAUGGGAUUAGAUGUGCAGUUUAUACUUGACCAUGUUCGUUCUGCCAUUGGACCAUGUCUUGCUCGCAGUAGUGAGAAGAAAUUGAAGGAUCUUGAAGCGAAGAUAGCUAGCGUUGUGGAGGAUAUUUCGUUGCUAGUUGCCGAACUGUCUUCUUUGACAAGCCAAAGAGAUGAGAUCAUAAAGUAUAUGUCUUCCAUCGGUACUCCGUCUUCUGCAGAAACCUUUGGCAGUGGCUUGUUUGAAUGAUGCCUUUAGACUCCUCUUCAAUUUCUAGUAGUUAUUUGGGCUGUAUUAAUCAUUUUCUAAAAGACUUCUUUCCU